Ostrea edulis (European flat oyster) is the source of this 603-nucleotide messenger RNA. RefSeq lists its product as uncharacterized. NCBI's taxonomy places the organism in Eukaryota, Metazoa, Mollusca, Bivalvia, Ostreida, Ostreidae. Bases 66 to 512 code for a protein of 148 amino acids. The record is from RefSeq and is a predicted model, not a curated record. The transcript has 3 exons. Gene Ontology annotation, biological process: proton motive force-driven ATP synthesis. Gene Ontology annotation, molecular function: proton transmembrane transporter activity.
UUCAUACCCGAAUGAGAACAAAUUAAAGAACGACCUACCCACCACUGAAGGUCAUCUGGGAAAUCAUGGCCAAGCUUGUGAGAUUGGCCAACAGAAGCGUCGAAUUAACUAAACACUAUGGCAAUGUAGCAUGGAAAGACUACAUAAACAAAGUUGGAAAAUGUCAAGCCAAUGGGCAGACUAUGUCCAGGUUGCAGUUACUAGCCUAUUACCUUAAAGCUGAGUUAGGACCUCCAUCCCCAGGGGAAGCAAAGGCCAGCAUUGCUAAGUUUUUGGAUUAUCCCUGGUCAUUAAGUAGGGAGAAGGUUAUGGCUAUGACAACAAAAGAGGCAGUCUGCAAGUCUUUACUAAUAGUUGAUGUUGCGAUCUUUUUUGCCAUUGGUGAGGCUCUAGGCCGUGGUCAAUGGGCCGCCUACCCCAUCAAGGGCGCUUGUGGUCAAGAACAUGCUAAUAUGUUUACGGAGGAAGAUAUAAAGAGGAUGGAUGCAGAGAGAGCAAAGGCCAACAAAUAGUCGGACUUUUCUGGACAUUUAUAGACUUAGAACAGUGAUUGUGGUUUUGUUUUUUGAAACAAUGAAAUAAAAACAAUUCCUAUUAUUUAAA